AUGCGACUUCGUGAAGUAUUCCGCGCAGCCAAGCUACCUAAAGGACAUUGCGCCAUUGGCACGAAGUGGGUCUUCAAGAUCAAGCGCAAAGCAGACGGAUCAAUUGACAAACUCAAGCAAGCGUCGCGCGUAUGGAACGAAACGUUUGACGAGUUCGUGUGUGCUAUUGGAUUUCAAGCGUCAAGCCUCGACCCGUGUCUCUACAUAAGGAUCGUGGAAGGGCAGUGCGUGCUGCUGCUGGUGUAUGUGGAUGACGUGUUGAUCACCGGUAGCUCAUGCGAGCUAAUUGCACGCACCAAGACCGACCUGAAGACACGAUUUGAGAUGACUGACAGCGGCAAGUGUGCAUUUGUGCUUGGAAUCGAGCUUUUGGACGGCGCAGAUGAAAGUGUGACACUAUGCCAGCAUCGGUAUGUCGAUGACAUACCCACGCGCUUUGGCAUGGAUGAUUGCAAGGCCGUCACAAGUCCAGUCGACAUGAGCUCUCGACUUGUUUCAAGUCAUGCAGCCACCUAG
Molecule: messenger RNA, 516 nt
Organism: Peronospora matthiolae
Lineage: Eukaryota; Oomycota; Peronosporomycetes; Peronosporales; Peronosporaceae
Source: the annotation of a GenBank genome assembly